UUACUGUCACGAAUCUUCUCGUCAUGGCAGAGAAAUAACGAGAUCAUGCAUAAGCUGAAAUCGUCGCAAAAAGACAAAGUACGGCAAUUUAUUGCCUUCACUCAGUCUGGCGAGAAAACUGCUAUCAACUGUCUGACAGCCCACGACUGGAAACUGGACGUCGCGGUGGACAACUAUUUCCAGUUCCCCGAACGCUACAACAGAGAGCCAAAAGGGACGAUAGACAGAAAGAAAAUAGAGCAAAUAUUCAAUAGAUACAAAGAUCCCCAUGAGGAAGAUAAAAUCACAGCAGAAGGAAUGCUCAAGUUCUUAGAAGAAUUAAAUCUUAACCCGGAGAGCCGAGUGGUUUUAGUCUUAGCCUGGAAGUUUCACGCAGCAGUGCAGUGCGAGUUUACAAAAGACGAGUUUAUCAAUGGAAUGACCGAUUUAGGGUGUGAUAGCGUAGAACGUUUAAAACAUAAAUGCCAGAGUCUGGAAUUGGAGAUCAGAGAUCCUGCAAAAUUCAAAGAUUUUUAUAAUUUUACUUUCAAUUAUGCCAAAAAUCCAGGUCAAAAAGGUUUAGACCUGGACAUGGCAAUAGCAUACUGGAACAUUGUGCUCUCAGGAAAAUUCAAAUUUUUAGACCUUUGGGUACAAUUUUUACAGGAACACCAUAAAAGAUCCAUCCCUAAAGACACCUGGAAUCUGCUGCUAGACUUCAGUAACAUGAUUGCUGAUGACAUGACUAAUUAUGAUGAGGAAGGGGCGUGGCCAGUGCUCAUAGAUGACUUUGUAGAAUUUGCUCGACCGCAGCUUGAUGGGGGACACAGGAGUACUACAGUAUAACACUCUGGAAUCCCCUCCUAGAAUAUUGACUGAAUCCUACUGGAAUCCUUUAUAAUGGCAGAUCCUUUCAUACAAUCAAUAAUCAUAAUUGAUAAUGGACUUAGUUACCCCUGUGAAUGAAGCUCCGUGCCCCUUGAAGUCAGAAUGGCUGUGGUGGUGAAGACAUCAUGUCAACUGCAAAUUUUGUAGGAUAUUUUGCUUGUAAGGUACUUUAAAAAAAUUGCAAAGUUGGGCGAAUUGUAUGUGGAAAGAUCUAUGUGUGUAGAACUGAGUCCCAGGAGUUCAGGUGAUGAAGUAAACCACUGACUCAGUUCAGCUUUCACCAGCAGAUGUGUGACCAGUGCCAGUCUCCACACACAUGUCUUAGCACAUGUGAUAAUGAAGAACAGAACAUUUCUGUGAUACACAUGUACUCCAUUGCCAUCACGUGAUUUCUACUAGGCUUAGAGAAACCUAGGCUUAGAAAUGGGAAUGUGUUAGAGAAGCUUGGCUUGGAAACAGGAAUGUGCUAGAGAAGCCUUUGUUAAAGAGGAGGAAUAUGGUGUAAAGCAAAAUCAGCAGGGAAAUAAUGCUGUGUUGUGGAAGUCAUGAUAAGAAAGAGGAAUGAGAAUGUGCCAGAGGAAUGCAGUAGAGAAGCUGUGGUUGAGAUUGAAAAUGUGCCAGAGAACAUCAGCACAUUGAGAGCCCACUUCUCAGGAGACAGGUUUUAGCUAAUAGGUUCUGCAAGGCUUGUCCAUGAUUUCUGUAAAUUUCUCAUUUAUUGGCAGAUUUUGUAUAUACAAGACUGGCUUAUGGAAUUUGCAGCCAAAUGGUUAAAUAAAAGUAAAAUACAUUUACAA
This is a messenger RNA of Lingula anatina, 1664 nucleotides long. Its product is annotated as DCN1-like protein 1. The record is from RefSeq and is a predicted model, not a curated record. Gene Ontology annotation, molecular function: cullin family protein binding; ubiquitin conjugating enzyme binding; ubiquitin-like protein binding. NCBI's taxonomy places the organism in Eukaryota, Metazoa, Brachiopoda, Lingulata, Lingulida, Lingulidae. Gene Ontology annotation, cellular component: ubiquitin ligase complex. Gene Ontology annotation, biological process: protein neddylation.